AUGUGGGCUGGCUGUCUUCUUCAUUGUCAUUAUUCUCGUCUUUCUUUUGAAAACCCUCUGCAAAGUACUACCGCCUGUAUCGCCUCUUUACAUUUUGGGUUAGUCCUUAGUCUCUCGACCUAUUUUCUUCAUACGCCGCGGCUUUCCGUACCCAUGUCUAGCACUGCUAAAGUAUUGGAUAGGCUCGUCAGAAACCUUUACUCUCCCUUGGAACCCUCAAAUCUCUUCAUCGAAUCCCUAACAAAGUAUCUAACUCCACAGCCUACUCAUGCUCCUCAAAUCGAUUCAUUCCUAAAUGAAAAAUCCGAAAAGGCUUUUCUUCUGUACAAAAAACUGCCGAACAACGAAGGCAUAACAAAGCUGGUCUAUGUGUUCCUCUGUCUAAGCAACAAAAAGCCGAGUGUGUACGAAGAUUUGAGAGUUCAUCUCAGACAAGGUGCCCUGGGAUUUGAAACUUCAUACUUCAAUCCUGUCUCACUGCCUUCAAUCAGAUCAAAGGUUAACAAUGCAGUGUUUAGCAUUGUUCAUGCAGUAUAUUCCCAUGGACUGAUAUACCGACAGUUAAAGAUUGAGCAGGAACAGCCACAUUCUCUUUCUCACAGAUACUUUCUUGGAAAGAUACAGCCUUCUUUGAGAGACUAUGAAAAAUCAGUCCUGGAAUCAUUCUGUGACUUUCUAGAUUUCUACAGUAAUAUGUAUAUUCCUUUCAAAAACAUUAGGAAGUUGGGAAUUUUAAACGAUAGUUUCAGGAACAAAAUGCACUUAAAGGCUUUUACUGCACUUGACCUGAACUUUGACAAUGUCGCUCUGGCGUCCAUCAAUCCUCUCUUUGAGGGUUUCGAAGAUGUUCUUUACCAGGUGUUCAAUGAAUGCACUAUUUCGUAUCUGCUAAAUGGCAGCUUUGAAGACCCAUUUUCUGAGUACUUUAUUAGAAAUCAUGUCCUGGAUUACGGAUUGAUUCCUCCAUUCAUUUCAAGGCAUACCGCCGAAACUAUUGCUUAUAUCGGAAAGUACACUGCCUUUUUGAAGAGUGUUCAUCUUCUAAAUAUACCUCGUGAAGUUCAAAGUACGAUAGGAAAGAUUGAUUUAUCCAAAAAUAGUGCAGUAAACUAUCUUAAGGAUGCAUUGGUAUGCAUUAAUACACUGUUAUACAAAGGAUUCUUUGAGAACUUUAAGAUAUUGGAUCUUCUUGAAUUUAUUCACUCUACCUUUCUUUUUGGUAGAAUUGACUUCAUUGAAAAGCUGUUCACAUCUCUGAAAGAGUCCAGGAAAACUGGAAGAAAAAACAUCUGCAAUUUAUUGGAAAACGCAUUGAAUUCUAUCUUUCCAAAGUCUCCGUUUAACUCCCUAGUUGAUAUUUAUAUUACCCAAGAAGAAUUUAUUAAAAGUGAUGACGCGAGGAGUGGGGCUGGGGCCUGA
This is a messenger RNA of Vittaforma corneae ATCC 50505, 1419 nucleotides long. RefSeq lists its product as uncharacterized. The record is from RefSeq and is a predicted model, not a curated record. Lineage: Eukaryota; Fungi; Microsporidia; Nosematidae. Bases 1 to 1419 code for a protein of 472 amino acids. The transcript has a single exon.